Prorocentrum cordatum is the source of this 912-nucleotide messenger RNA. The record is from the annotation of a GenBank genome assembly. Lineage: Eukaryota; Dinophyceae; Prorocentrales; Prorocentraceae.
AUGGCCCCCCCGCGGCAGCAUGCGGGACCGGGCGGCGGUGUCCGGGUAUCCGUCCAGAGCCACGACAGAGUGGGUCUACUGGGAGAGGAUAGGGCAGGCGGCAAGGACUCAGGCGAACAAUUCCUGCAGGGGUACUUGGGCUUGAAGGAGCGCGGGAUGCUGGUUUGCAUGGGGUUAGUGGUGGCCUUAUUGGUUGUGCUUGCGCUUGCGGCCAACCAUCACGCCGAUGAAGAGAAACGUGCCGAGGAGGUUCAUCUGCGCGCAGCAGAAGCCCCAUCGCCAGGCAUGCUGGCCUGCCGCGACUGGGACGUGCGGCUCGCCGGUGGGGGCGCCACGCUGCUGUGCAGCCCAGGGAACGCAGCUGGCCCGGGGGAGUGCGUCCAGGGCACGACCUGGGGCACCCCGCUCGUGCUGAAGGACGGCUCGUACCACCCGGUCUGCGCCCAUGAGUUCGCGGGGGCGAAGCAUGGCGCCGACGUCUUCUGCAGGCAGCUCGGCUACCAGAGCGGCGUUGUCCGCAUCUCGGCCGAGGGGGCCGGCACGUACGCCCGCGGCGCGCUGCUGGUGGAGGCCUGCGCCGACGGCAGCGGCCCGACCCUGGCGGCGUCCGCGUGCAAGCCGGGCAGCCCCCACAGCAAGAACGGCUUGCUGGGCCAGAGGGCGUGCCAAGCAGGGCUGCAGGGGACCGCCCUCGAGGUGGAGUGCUCAGAGCCCGGGGUGGGCGGAGAGCCACCGCGCCGGCAGAGCAACCGGGACUGCAACGACACCCUGCCCGACGACUCCUACACCACCACCCCGCCAGCGGUGCCGCCGCCGGCGGAAGCGGCUCGGAGGCGAAGCGCGCAACCGCCCCGCCGCUUGAGCUGCGGAGUCCGCGGCGUGUGGCCAGCGCCGACGUCCAGAGCGUGUUGA